Protobothrops mucrosquamatus (brown spotted pit viper) is the source of this 1011-nucleotide messenger RNA. It is a transcript of the gene ACMSD, whose product is annotated as aminocarboxymuconate semialdehyde decarboxylase. Lineage: Eukaryota; Metazoa; Chordata; Lepidosauria; Squamata; Viperidae. The transcript has 10 exons. Gene Ontology annotation, biological process: secondary metabolic process. The coding region runs from base 1 to 1011 and encodes 336 amino acids. Gene Ontology annotation, molecular function: carboxy-lyase activity; hydrolase activity. Gene Ontology annotation, cellular component: cytoplasm; cytosol. The record is from RefSeq and is a predicted model, not a curated record.
AUGAAAAUUGACAUUCAUUGUCACAUUCUGCCUAAGGAAUGGCCUGAUCUGAAAGAGAGAUAUGGCUAUGGAGGAUGGGUUCAAUUGGAGAAAGACCAUAAGGGGGAAGCCAAAUUGAUGAAAGAUGGAAAAGUUUUCAGAGUUAUCCAAGAGAACUGUUGGGAUCCAGAAGUUCGGAUUAAACAGAUGGACAAAUCAGGAGUCUCCAUUCAGGUACUUUCGACGGUUCCUGUCAUGUUUAGCUAUUGGGCAAAACCACAGGAUACUCUAGACUUGUGUCAAUUAUUAAACAAUGACUUAGCUGCUACAGUCAAGAGGCAUCCCAAAAGAUUCGUUGGACUUGGCACUAUCCCCAUGCAAGCUCCAGAUCUGGCCGUGAAGGAACUGCACCGCUGUGUGAAGGAACUUGGAUUUCCGGGGGUGCAGAUAGGAACCCAUAUCAACAACUGGGAAUUGAGUGCCCCAGAACUUGCUCCCAUUUAUGCUGCUGUUGAACAACUAAACUGCUGCCUCUUUGUGCAUCCUUGGGACAUGCAGAUAGACAGAAGAAUGUCUAAAUACUGGUUUCCCUGGCUUGUAGGCAUGCCCACUGAAACAACCAUUGCUAUUUGCUCCAUGAUUAUGGGAGGAACUUUUGAGCGCUUCCCCAAUUUGAGAGUUUGCUUUGCCCAUGGAGGUGGUUCCUUUCCUUACACAGUAGGACGUAUCUCCCAUGGAUUCAAAGUGAGACCUGACUUGUGUGCAAUCCAUAACAACACUGAUCCAAGGCAAUACCUUGGUUCAUUCUACACAGAUUCAUUGGUUCAUGAUGAGCAUGCACUGAGGUUGCUGAUAAACAUAAUAGGAAAGGAGAAUGUGAUAUUGGGAACAGAUUAUCCAUUUCCACUUGGGGAACAUGAGCCUGGAAAACUGAUUGAAUCAAUGGAGGACUUUGAUGAGCAAUUAAAAGAGAAACUCAAAUCUGGCAAUGCAUUUUCAUUUUUGAAUAUUGACAGAAAACAAUUUGAGUAA